Closterium sp. Yama58-4 is the source of this 4743-nucleotide messenger RNA. The record is from the annotation of a GenBank genome assembly. Lineage: Eukaryota; Viridiplantae; Streptophyta; Zygnematophyceae; Desmidiales; Closteriaceae.
AUGUUCGGGCGCGCCGUGAAGCGCGGAUGCAGCAGCGCACAACCCCCGCGCGGGCCGCACGGCAUGGUGCGGUGGGAGGAGGGCUUCGCGCACGACUGCCACCUGCUGCCCUGCUCCGCCGCCCUGCGCGCCGCCCGCGGGCAGGGCGAGCCGUGCGGCAAGGGCUGCGUCUUCCAGCCGUGGGAGGUGGUGCUGGUGGUGCACAAGCAUGCACCCAGCAGGCCCAGGGAGCGCCCCCAACAGGUGGCGUCGGUGGUGCUGGACGUGGCGCCGCUAGCCUCGCCUCUCUCCACGCAGCCCCUCAUGCAGCCCCUCACGCACCACCUGCUGCUCCUCUUCGGCCCCCCCGACUCGCCCCCUGUCGGCCUGCUACAGGUCGCCGCUCACGCCACUGCCUCUGCCUCCCCCGCACUGCGCUGCGCCCUCUCACCACCCCUUCCAUUCAGCCAUUAUAAGUUCGCUUUUUCCUUUCAUUAUGCGUCUGUGUGCCAGCAGUACCCUGAGGCGUUUCUGCUUGUGUCUCUGUGUGCUGCUGUGCGCGCGGCAGCUGCACCAGUCCCGACCCAAGCCUCAGCAGCGGCGGCAGUGGCAGCCACACCAGCCGCGGGCGCGCCAGCUGCAGCAGGGACGGGAGUGAAGGAGGCGGGGGGUGGCGGGGUGCACCUGGGGGGGCUGUGGGGGUGGCAGCGGCGCAGCCGGGAGAGCAAGAGCCCCGCGCUGUCCCUGGGCGCGGCGGGCAGGGCAGGCGAGGGCGAGGGGCACGGUGCUGCAGGCAGCGGCAGCGCGGAGCAGAGCAGCGGAGGUGGGCAGCAGGUGGAGACCGAUUGGGUGCAGCAGGGAACGGACGGUGAUACAGAGUGGGAGCAGGUGCAGCGGAGGGCGAGUGAUGGCGAGGGCGAGGAGGGGGAGAGUGGGCUUGGCGGGCAGGGAGUGGAGGGACGGCAGGGGAGCAGCGCGGAUGGGGUGGAGGUGGUGGGUGGUGGUGGGAACACAGCGAGGCACACAGGUGGUGCCGUGGAGCAGCAGGGAGCGCGUGAAGGUGCUGGGGCGGAGGGGGAAGGCGAGUCCCUGGCAGGCAACAGGGGGGCGUCUGGCAAUGGGGACGUGAGCGGUGGUGCGGACACAGGCGCUGGCGCGAGCACAGGUGCAGGUGCAGGUGCAGGCACGGGCACGGGCACGGGCACGGGCAUGGGGCUGCUGGAUGUGCUGCGAGGAGGGGUGUGGCGGCGGUCAGUGUCGGUGGAUGGGGCAGGCCGGGCCCGGGGCAGGCCAAGCGGGCGACAGGUGGCGGGGCGAGGUGGCGGGGAGGAUGAGGGGACGGGGGAGGAGGGCAGGCAGGGCGAGAGCAAUGAGCGAAGGGGCAACAUGUUGUGGGAGGGUAAUGGGGUGGUGGGAGGUGAAUGGCUUGCUGUUAUCACUGGCAGCACGGACAAGGAGGCAAGGACGCCGGACAUGCAAGGACAGGGGGAGGUGGCGGUGUGGGAGGCGGCACGGGAGGAUGCGGAGAGAGGGGAGGGAGGAGAGGCAGAGAGUGAGUGUGAGGAGAGCGAGGAGGAGAUGGUAGCAGCAGAGGCGUUGUGCUACGGGCCGCUUGCAGAGGUGAACCUGGGAGGGCACGUGGGAGGGCCUGUGCACACACGCAUGCGCAUGCUGCACCUGCUGCCCCACGCUCUGCCCUCGCCCCCUCACACCCUCUCCCUGCCCGCCUACCCGUCCCGCACUCAUAGUGACACAGGGGGGGCUGCAAUGCAAGAAGCGCAUGGGGCACCACUGGAGGGAGGCAGGGAGGAAGGUGGUGAGGAGGGAACAGUGGGCGCAGAGGGUGUGGGAGGUGCAGCGGAGGAGGAGCAGCGAGCGACUGCUCCUCUGCGGUCCCCCUUAGCACCGCGCCUCUUCACCUUCACCUCGCCCUUCCUCUUCUUCUCCUCCACCCCCCGCCCGCCCCCUGCUCCUGCUGCCACACCCGACCUGCCCUCGCCACCAGCGCCACAGUCCGCAUCGUCAGCACCAGAAGCCACGUCUGAGCUCACACCUGCUGCCUGUGCCGCCUCCACCUCCACCCACGGCGUGCAAGGCCCUCCCCCUCCCCCAGGCAGCAGGGACUCGUCCCCCAUCUCACCACUCGACCCCCUCCCAGCCGACGCUCCCCCCCCUGCUAAGUCCUUUCUCCUGCCGCCCUUCCUCCCAGCUAAGCCCCUUGCUGCCACAUCAGGCGGAGGUGGGGCCGGGGGCGGGGGUGGGGGUGGAGGGGGUGCGGGCGUGGGUGCAUUCCUGCGGCGGCCGCUGCUUUUCCUGCGCACGCUGUCGCUGCAGGAGAGGGGCGAGCCGCUGCUGCACAAGGCGUACGGGGAGGAAGGCGGAGACGAGAUCGACUGGGACAGGCGCAAGGCACUCGAGGCCGAGCAAGAGCAUCCCCUUUACAAGCUGCCUCUGGAGGAGCAGCAGGCAGCGAGUGCGGGGGAGGCAGAGGCAUCAGCGGUGUCCCCGUCGGCAUGGAGUGUGCGGGAGCUGUUUGGAGACGAGUUCCGUGUGGGGCAGUGGGAGCGCCGCCAGGUGGUGAGUCGCGACGGAACGGCACGGCUGUGUGCGCCGGUGUUCCUGGCGACUGUGGACCAGUGCCACGCCACUGCUGCGGGCGAGGGUGCGUGUGCGCUGCUGGUGGCGCACAUAGCAGCGUGGGUGCAUGCACACGGGGAGGGCACGCUGCCAGGGCAGGCGGAGCUGGACGACCUCAUCCGUGCCGGGUCUGCUGACUGGCGGCGCCUGCGUGCCCUCAGCGACUUCCACCAGCGCUUUCCCGAUGGGCACUUUGACCUCGACACAGUGCUGGCUGCCGUGCAGCACUCCCACUGCGAUGCACCCCCUCAUGCGCAGACAGACUGCGGCGGGAAGGCUGUAGGUGCAGAGGCCAACAGCCAGGCACCGGACACGAAUGGUGGAGGAAACACGGACCCUGGUGCCCCGCACGCUGGCAGCAGCAGCAGUGGCCGCGAUGGCGGUGGGGUGGCAGUCAUGCCCUGGCUGCCGCUGUGUGUUGUGCCCAGCCAGUCGUUCGUGGGGUUCUUCCACCCGCCCUGCCUUGCUGCCAGACGUGCCAAGGAGGACGCCACUCGCACGCAGGGCAGCAGCACAGCAGAGGGUGAUGCGGCGGAUGUGAACAGGGGCGAGGUGAGAGCGAGCAGUGUGGAUGAGAGCGGUAGAGGUGCAGAGGAGAUGGAUGGGGAGAAGGAGGGGGAGGUAGUGGAGAAGCGCACGAGCAGUUCGCCAGACAUAGGAGCAAAGGGAAAUGGGGCUGGAAUCUUGUUGGAAAAAGGAAAGCAAGAGCACGCAUCUAGUGCGGCGAGUUCUGAAAGUGUGGGGGAGAAGGGCAUGCAGCAGCUGGCGUUUCUGGAGGGCAUGCUGUCGUUUGAUGACAUCUGGGAGGCCGUGGUGGAGGCAGGCGAGGGCGUGUACAUCGUGGCGUGGAACGACCACUUCUUCCUGCUGCUCCUGCGCCGGCCCCAACCCCGCCACCUCCAGCCCCAGCAGCAGCAGCACCAGCUUGCUGCGGUGCAGGUUGCAUUGGAUGGGGCGGUGGGGGAGCACACAGGUGAAGGCACAGGCCAUGGCGGCACAGGGGGGGAGGCGAGCGGGGGGGAGGUGGAGUGUGUGGUGAUCGACACGCUGGGCGAGCGGCUGCAUGAGGGGUGCUCGCAGGCCUUCAUGCUGCUCUUUGACUCCUCCUCCUGGGUUCACGUGGGCCUGCCGCCCCCAGCAGCGCCUGCAGGCACUGCUGCUGAUGGGGCAGGCGCAGGAGGAGGAGGGGGAGAGGGUGGUGCAGGUGACGGUGGUGGGGGACAGGCGAAAGCGCAGGGCACUGUUGACAGCAGUGAGCAAGGUGGUAGGGCAGACGAAGCAGAGAGGGCAGAGGGUAAGGCAGGCGGCAUGGGUGCUCAGAUGCCCAAGCCAGAGACAGGCAGGCGAUGGGGUGUGAAGGCAGGCAAAGGCAGUGGGAAGGGCAAAGAUGGCAGUGGGAGGGGCAAAGGCAGCAGUGGGUUGGACAUUGAAGUAGGGGGGGUGGGUUCCCGUCGACAUGGGGUAUACGACACAGUGAGCUGUGAAGCAGGUGUUGCUAAGAAGAAAGACGUGGAAGCAGCACAAGGAGCGCAUGUGGCAGAGGUUGAAGGGGUGGUUCUUCAAGCAAGGCAAUCGAAUGAAGACACUCAUGGCAUGCCCGCUGCCAUCACUGUCACUCCAAACCAUGUAGAUAGUCCUUCAGCAGACACCUGCAGCCCACCAUGCGGAGAUGAGUCAGCAUCCACUGCAGCUGGCUCAGUGCUUCCUACAGCAGUGCAUGCAGCCAAGUCAGCAUGUCUGCUGACACACACUGACGGUCCAGCACAGUCACCCAUACACGAGACAAAAGCCAGCACCACCAAUUUUGACGGGUGUGCAAGCAGUGAGCAGCCCAGCCAAGGCGCGUCGAGCGCUGCUGCUCCGUCCCCUGCCUGCACUGCCACCGCCGCAUCCCCUCCCACCUUGGCGGCACCUGCUUGUGGCGGGGAGGGCGAGGGGGAGGCAGCUCCGGUGGCGGCAGGGAGGAGGGUGUGGGGAUCGGAGGCGUGCCGAGAGUACCUCAAGGCGUUCCUGGCGGCGGUGCCAUUGGCGGAGGUGGAGAGCGACCUGCGCAAGGGGCUGCUGGCGUCACCUGAAGCCAUCCACCGCCGCCUGCAGGUGGAGCUCCACUUCACCCGCCUCCUCUGA